This is a messenger RNA of Fusarium subglutinans, 3321 nucleotides long. Its product is annotated as major facilitator superfamily transporter. NCBI's taxonomy places the organism in Eukaryota, Fungi, Ascomycota, Sordariomycetes, Hypocreales, Nectriaceae. Gene Ontology annotation, biological process: regulation of DNA-templated transcription; transmembrane transport. The transcript is spliced from 11 exons. The coding region runs from base 1 to 3321 and encodes 1106 amino acids. Gene Ontology annotation, molecular function: transmembrane transporter activity; DNA-binding transcription factor activity, RNA polymerase II-specific; zinc ion binding. The record is from RefSeq and is a predicted model, not a curated record.
AUGGCUUCUGAAGUACUGACUGAACCACCACUGGCGAACCCUGUCGCCGAGGAGGUGAACGACACCACUCAGCAAUCCAGACCGGCUUCCGCCUUGGAGAUUGAAGAGCCUCGUGAUGAUGAGGAGAACAUAGUCUAUCCCACUGGACCGAAGCUAUGGUCGACCAUGGCUUCAAUGGCCAUCGCGUGCUUUCUCAGUGGACUUGACCUCACCAUUGUCGCUGUUGCUGUCCCAAGCAUCACAGAUGAGUUUCAGACCAUCUCAGAUAUCGGAUGGUACUCAGCUGCAUACGGCAUGACCCUCAGCGCCUUCGUCUUCUUCUUCGGCCAAAUCUACACCCUCUUCUCCAUCAAAGCCGUCUUCCUAAUCGGCAUCGCCACAUUCGAGAUCGGCUCUCUAAUCUGCACUCUCGCACCAUCCUCCGCAAUCUUCAUCCUCGGCCGUGCAGUCAGCGGUUUGGGCCGCGGUGCCAUCAACAGCGGCUUGUUCAAACUCCUCCGUCAAUGCUUUCCGCUGUCCAAACAAGCUAUGACCAAUAGUUUCUUUGGAUCGAUCCAGAGCGUUGGCCUCAUCACUGCGCCUACGAUUGGCGGUGCGCUCAUAGAUGCAUUUUCGUGGAGGGCUUGUUUUGGUGUUAAUUUGCCGCUGGGCGUUUUGUGUCUUGCCUUGACGGCUUAUGGAGUUCAUGAACAGCCUCCGCGUCAUGAUGCGCCUGUUCUUAGUCUGAAGGAUAAGGUUAAGAAGGUCGACUUCUUUGGCACGCUGUUGGCUGUACCAGCUAUUACCUUUCUUCUCAUGGCACUGCAAUGGGGAGGCACAAAGUUUGGUUGGGGAACUUGGCAGAUUAUUGUUCCUCUCGUUGUUUGCGCUCUUCUAUUCGUGGCAUUCGGCUACUUGCAGUAUCGUCAAGGUGACAACGCUCUAUUGCCGCCCAGGAUCUUGAAGCAGAGGAGUAUCAUUGCAGGAAUGUGGUACGGUGCGUGCUGCGAGGGAGUGUUGGCUGUGACCGAGUACUACAUGUCUAUAUACUUCCAAGGCGUACGUGGAUACUCACCUACAAAGGCAGGGUUGCUGGCUCUUCCCAUGGUUGGUGGUUUGGCAAUUGCAUUCAUUAUUUCUGGUGUUGGAACUACAUUGAUCGGAUACUAUUACCCAUUCAUGUUGGCCACGAGCGUCCUCACACCCAUUGCCUCUGGUCUUCUCACAACUCUCGAUCUCCAAGAACAAAUCGCCAAAGCCGUUGGCCUCCUCACCUUUCUCGGCUUGGCAGUCGGUCUCGGUCUUCAAGGUCCACAGUUAGCCUUGCAAGCUGUUCUCCCUAUUGAAGACGUAUCUCUUGGAGGUGCAGUCAUCACUUUCGGUGCGGGAAUGGGCUCUGCCUUGUGGAUCUGUGCCUCCGCAACAUUAUUCCAAGACCGCUUGUCAAAAGAGAUCCAAUAUGCUGCACCCGGGACAAAUACUACACAUAUUCAAGAAGCGGGCUACGAGAACGCGGUAGUGCAGACGCUGUAUAUUCCCUUGGCAUUGGCCCUUCUCAGUAUGGCUGGCGCAGUAGCCAUGGAAAGAAAGCCUAUCAGGGCCGCGCCUGCGAGGGACGGUACAGCUCCUCCCACCACUCUCGUCGAGCGAGCUAUCGCCAAGCGAUCAGGAACCAUCAAAUCGGCGUGCUGGGAAUGUCGGAAGCGAAAGGCAAAGUGCAAUGGAGAAAAGCCGGUUUGCGCCAACUGCUCGAAAUACGACCGACAAUGCGUAUACGACUCCGAUAUAAAAGAAUCGCGGGUCAGGGGUUUACAAGAGGCCAAUAAAAAGCUUGAAGAUGAGCUGGAAGCUGCGAAGCUUUUAUUGAGGCAAAUGGCCAAUGGCUCUGCUGAAUUGAGAGGUGCCGUGUCCGAGUUGCUAGAGGAAGAGAAACAACCGUCCGAGAUAACCGAGUUGCUGAAAAGCGACAGAACAACAAAUCCUGAGAUGGAGGUGGUGGAUGAUAGUCGACUAUCGAGCACAUUGAACCAACCAAUACUAGGGCAUGUUGCCAAUGGUACUUCGCAUUCCUUUCCAGUUGACCACUCCAAGUCCUUCAGUGCAAACAGCUCGAGUACGAUGCGAGAAGAGUCUUCGCCAGAGAGUGACUCGUUCAUUGCUAUGGAAUCAGCAGCAGUGAAUUCUUACACAGCAAACGCUUCCGUAAUCUCUACGCCAGAUUAUACAUCUACCGAGAUGCCCAUCGAUUAUACCCAACCAAACACUCCAGCCUGUAUUUACAACUGCGAAAGCGUUCCGUUCUACCCGCCACAGCUUCCUCACUCCCAGUCAUCCAUCCCCUCGACGAGCUAUCCUCCUCCGGGCGAUUUACCUACUGUGAUUCACCAACACGAUAACGAAAGAACAGUCGCACAUCAGACAGAACGCGCGAGUCUAUUCUUCCAGCCGCUGUUUAACCAUAAUGAUUAUUAUCUCUCAACAUCGAUAACCACGCCCGUGCCGCAAGAAACACGGGACAUAGACUCUGCGACCUUGAGCGUCGCCAACGAACAUUCAGAGAGCAUACAGGCCAAUUUCACAUCCAAACUGAAUACACUAUCAGAACAGAAGCUGAACGAGUCAGCGAUCAGAAUGUACCCGAAUUACGAAAACAACUUUGGAAACCUUGCACUUUCGAAUAGUAUCAGAGCCAACGGAUAUCCUCGCCAUAUACAAGACGCGCAAAUACGCAACAUCUUCGUACCGAACUGGGCUGCUACAACACUCAACACUGAGCUGGAUCCGGGGGACAUGAGCAAUGCAUUUGGCGAUAUAUACCAAAAAGCCACAAGCCUUCUCAGGGAAGGUGAGCCGGCCAACCGCAUAAUUGGACACCACCCAAACAUCGCAGCAUUGUACGAUCAGGAUCAGUUUGACAGGUCAUGUUUGUUGUCGCAAUGGGCUGCUCGCAUGGUGCACAGCGUGAAAUGUCAGGGAUAUGAUUUUACCUGCUUUGCAUCCAUGAAUGUUUUCUGGUACAUGAUGCGAUGGAUGAUCGACCCAUCACCAGAAACAUACGCUGCGAUGCCAGAAUGGAUAAGACCGACUACAAAUCAGCUGUUCACGCCUCACAUCAGCAUGGCCGACUUUGUCCUCUGGCCUGCGUUUCGCGAUCUCGUGGUGCAGUUCCCGCAGCUUCAAGAGCGCAUGGCGUGGUUGGCUGAUAUGUCGAUGUAUAUCCGGUGCGAGUGGCCGUAUGCGCUUGAAGAUGCGUUAAAGCCAGAUCCGGUUAAUGGAACCGUUGAUCUUGUGGAUUUGGCCAAGGUACGGUCUUCCUCCGGGCAGGUUAAAGAUGCUGACUGA